AUGAAUUAUCUAUUUGUAUUUACUAUUAUUAUUAUACUAAUAUCCUCAAUUAAUGCUUCCACUUUCGGAAACUCGUUCGCCGGUACUCUGUGGGAGUCACUCGGAAGUGACUCAAAGAGUGUUGCCCAGUUCACACUCACUGAGAUUGCCGAUGUGGUCAGUAUCAGCGCAUAUCAGAAGGGUGCUGGCCGUUCUGGUACUCAGAAGUUACGUACGGUGAUCUACUCUGACAAUGGAAAUCAACCAGGUGGCCUUGUCGUUAUCUCAAAUGAGUUGUCAGUAUCUGGUACUUCCACUGCCAAAUGGGUCACUUAUACCUUGGCAUCAAGUGUCAGAUUGAAUCCUGGAAAGUAUUGGUUGGGUCACCUUGUAGGCUCUACCAAUCAACUCACCAAACGUGCAUACAGCUCGAGCACUGUCCUCGCCGCUUGGAAUGGUGACUCAUAUACCGACGGAGCUACCAACCCAUUUGGUAAUCCAGAGGCAUACACUUCCCAGUUUUCAAUCUACGCCACCUACACAACCCCUACUACCUCUCCUUCUCCAACACCUUCUCCCACUCCUACUCAAACUCCUACUCCAACACCUACUCCAACUCAAACCACUACUCCAACACCAACACCAACUCAACCACCAUCUGUCAACGUCUCCAACGCCAACUCACUCGGACAGUUCUACCUGGACUACUCUGAAGUCUCACUUAUCACCCAACAUGCUGGAGUAUAUGCCUGGGAGGUGAUACAGAGCUACAUGAGAGACCAUGUCAACAUUGCCAACCUCAAGGCAACCAACCCCAAGAUGCGCCUAUUCAUGUACUUUGAAACUGCCGGUGCAUACGCAGAGACAACGGAUGCCACCUGGCCAUCAGGUAUGGGAUAUCAAUGGGUCAAGGCCAAUCACCCAGAGUGGAUCGUGAAGGAUGGCAAUGGCAAUGAUAUCACCUUCUGGGGAGGAAGUCUACAUCUCUAUGAUGUAGGCAACCAAGCCUAUCAAGACGAGUGGGCAACUCAAGCUAUUAACUAUGCCAAGACUGGUGGAUUCCACGGUGUAUUUGGUGAUGAUGUGAACAUGGGUGAAGCAUUCCUUGACUCAUGGUCAGGUACCUCAUCCAAGUACCCUACAUACCUAUCAUGGACUCAAGCAAUGGAAUCAUUCCUCAAUCGUGUUUCACCCAAACUAAGGGCAGCUGGUAUUGGAUUCGUACCAAAUGUAGCCUCCCAAUGGGAUUCUGAUCGUGCUACCCAAGUCAGAUGGGCUCAGGCUGCUGGAGGAUACGCUCGUGAGCAUUAUGAAGCUUGGCAAGGAGACACUGCAACCGACAUACUUGGAGGAGCAGAAUGGAAAUGGAUGGCUGAGCUACAUCGAGAUAUAGUAGCGGCCAAGGUACCAUUCUACGCAUUCCCCCAUGCCGGAAAGAAGAAUGUCAACAAGAUGAGAUACACUCGAUGUUCAUUCCUUCUCUGGCAUGAGCCAAGUGUUGGUGGAGCAUACGCCUUUUCAACUGGAGGUGGUCCAGAUGCUGGUUCAGAUCCUUACGAUUCGGCAUGGACCUUUGACCUUGGAAGUCCUUCAGGUCCAGCAACCCAACAAUCUGCUGGGCAACAAUUCAAUAAUUAA
Acytostelium subglobosum LB1 is the source of this 1617-nucleotide messenger RNA. RefSeq lists its product as hypothetical. The coding region runs from base 1 to 1617 and encodes 538 amino acids. The record is from RefSeq and is a predicted model, not a curated record. The transcript is spliced from 3 exons. Lineage: Eukaryota; Evosea; Eumycetozoa; Acytosteliales; Acytosteliaceae.